Messenger RNA from Microdochium trichocladiopsis, 5046 nucleotides. RefSeq lists its product as uncharacterized. Gene Ontology annotation, cellular component: intracellular membrane-bounded organelle; membrane. Gene Ontology annotation, molecular function: lipid carrier activity; ABC-type transporter activity; ATP binding. The record is from RefSeq and is a predicted model, not a curated record. Bases 1 to 5046 code for a protein of 1681 amino acids. The transcript has a single exon. NCBI's taxonomy places the organism in Eukaryota, Fungi, Ascomycota, Sordariomycetes, Xylariales, Microdochiaceae. Gene Ontology annotation, biological process: lipid transport; transmembrane transport.
AUGGACUCCCACUCCAACACGUCGCCCGUGGCCAGCAACGAGCCACUGCAAAAACCGACUGAACAAUCUCCUGGUCCCAAUGUCAAGGAGCACUCUCAUAGUCCACACGGCCAAGAUGGAAGGACCACCACGAAACACAGCAACAAGAACAAUGCGUACUUCUGGCCGCAGAUCAACACGCUCGCCACAAAGAACCUCACGAUCCUCAUCUCCCGGCACUUCGUGAGCACCUUCUACGCGGCGCUCAUGCUGCCAAUUCUCAUGUCCAUCUACCUGGGCAUCGGCCAGAACCUCCAGGGCAGCGGCAACACAUACGGCUUCACAAACUCAGACCCGUCCACUCUUCCCGCAGCUCGGUCCUUCACGGACGGGCUGGACCUGGCUGCCAACAAGGCCGGCAGGAACAACGUGGUGUUCUGCAACUCUGGGCUUGCGGGAGGGGACAUUGACCGGGUCAUCGACGCCCUCGAGGCGCAGGUGCAGCAGGCGGGCAAGCUCGCGCGCCGGAUCACAAACGCAGCAGAUCUGGGCAAGAUAUGCACAGUCUCUUUCCAGGGCACUACGCCUUGCUACGGAGCGGUCGUGUUCAGCGGCUCUCCCAACGAAGGCAGCGGGUCGUGGAACUACACACUCCGCGGCGACGGCGUGCUGGGUCGGAAGUACGACGCCGACACCAACGACAACGACCCUCAGGUGUACAUCCUGCCAUUCCAAAGAGCCAUCGACUCCGAAAUCGCGCGCCUCGAGAACGGCAGCAGCAGCAGCAGCAGCAGCAGUAUCAAUGACCUGGCACGAAUGCAGGAGUGGCUCUACACAUCGAGCACCGAGCAGGAGCGCCGCGAGCAGGCCAACAGGGACUACGAGAACACGUUUAUCAACUUCAUGGGCGUGGCCAUCCUGGUCGGCUUCUUUGGCAUCUCGUACCACCUGCCCGGGUACAUUGCGACCGAGCGCGAAAAGGGCCUCUCCCAGCUCGUCGACGCCAUGAUGCACACCCGCCACCGCAGCGCCUGGGAGGCGCCCGCGCUGCGCAUGCUCGCGCACCUGCUCAGCUUCGCGGCCGUCUAUUUCCCCGGCUGGGUCGCGGGCUCGCUCGUGCUCAAGUUCAUGAUCUGGAGGCAGACGAGCGUCGGCGUCGUGCUGCCGUACUUUGUCCUCGCGGGCCUGGCCUCGGCGUCGCAGGCGCUCGCCACGGGCUCCCUCUUCCGGCGGGCACAGCUGUCCGGCGUGGUCGGCGGGCUGGGGUAUAUCCUGCUCGGAGUGCUCGUCCAGGCGGUGCCCGACCUGGGCACUGGCGGCGCCGUCGUCUUGGGUCUGCUGUUCCCGUCGUCCAACAUGGUCCUGCAGAUCAAGUACAUGAGCCGGGCCGAGGCUGCCGGCUUUCCCGCAAACCUGCUCCGUCCGCCUCCGGAGAGCGACCACCAGCUUCCUAGUAUUGUCCUCUGGGUCUUCUUGAUUGUCCAGGCGGUCGUGUACCCAUUCGUGGCGGCCGGCCUGGAGCGCAGGAUCCACGGCGCGGCAGCGGACAGUCGUGUCGUCUGGACAGGUCCCAGCUCGGCGACAGCUCGUCCGGAGCACGCAGUCACAGUCGAAGGGCUGACACGGACGUUUUCACCAUCACUCUUUCGACGUAUGUUCUCAUUCAUCUCGGCACCUCGCCCAGCCACCGUCGCCGUCAAUGAUCUGAACCUGUCCAUUCCUCGAGGCCAGAUCGUGGCUCUCCUGGGAGCCAACGGCAGCGGCAAGAGCACGACCCUUGACGCCGUGGCCGGCCUGCAGAGCUUCGCACGGGGCCGCGUCACGAUCGAUGCAUCGGGGGGUGUGGGCGUCGCUCCGCAGAAGAAUGUCCUCUGGGACGAGCUCACGGUCUGGGAGCACGUCCAGCUGUUCAACAAGCUCAAGAAGCCGCAGCACCCGGCAAAGGAGCAGGAGCUCAAGGACCUGCUGAGGGCGGUGGGUCUCUCGACCAAGAGCAAGGCCAAGUCGUCAACACUGUCGGGCGGGCAGAAGCGCAAGCUGCAGCUGGCCAUGAUGCUGACGGGCGACAGCGCCGUCUGCUGCGUCGACGAGGUCUCGUCGGGCAUCGACCCCCUGUCGCGGCGCAAGAUCUGGGACAUCCUCCUCGCCGAGCGCGGGCGGCGCACAAUCAUCCUGACCACGCACUUCCUCGACGAGGCGGACCUGCUGUCCGACAAGAUUGCCAUCAUGAGCAACGGCGUCCUCCGCGCCGAAGGGUCCGCCGUCGAGCUCAAGGCCAACCUCGGGUCCGGCUUCCACAUCCACCUGUCCCGGCCGCGCGAGCACCAGCAGCAGCAGCAGCGCCAGCCGCCGCAGGUCGAGGGCGUUCAGGUCAAGGUCCAGCCCGACAGCGUCGUGUAUGCCGCGCCGACGUCGGAAGCCGCCGCGUGUGUCAUCCGUGCCUUGGAGGCAAAGGGCAUAGCGUACCGCGUGUCCAGCCCGACCAUCGAGGACGUCUUCUUGCACGUGGCCGACGAGUAUGCCAGCGAGUCCGUUCGCGAGACGUCCGAAAAGUCUGGUGGACAGCAACAACAGCCCCUGGAUCUGCUCUCUGGCCGCCCCGUGGGUGGUCUUGAGCAGAUCAAGGUGCUUCUCGGGAAACGCUGGAUCUUGCUCCAGAGCAACUGGAUCCCCUACCUCGUGGCGUUUCUCAUCCCCGUGGUCGCCGCCGCCGUCAUGCAGAGCCUGGUCUCGGGCGACGAGAGGGCUACUUGCACGCCCCAGCAGUUCGACUUGACUCAGAGCCUCCAGAGCCUGAGUGAACAGAUCCAAGACGGCACUGGCAUCAUUGCCGGUCCUCCCAACUCCGCAUUCGCCGACAACUCAACUUGGCUCGCCAGCAAUGGCGUACAAAUCCGCCCCCCCGUCACCAAUGCCACUUCGAUCGACGACCUGCGAAGCCUGCUAGAGAGCGAGCGCAAGACGGUCUGGCCCGGGGGCUUCUGGGCGGCAGAGGCUACGAGCGACUCUGCUUCCCCUCCCACCAUCGCGUACCGCGCCGACACGUCCAACCCGAUGCUGACCGCCGUCAUCGCGCAGAACCUCAUGGACCGGGCGCUGCUCGCGGUGCGCAUCGCCGUCGGCUACGUCGUGUUCGACAUGGGGAUGGGCAACGUGGGCAAGAACCUCCAGCUGGCCAUCUACUUCAGCAUCGUGCUGGGCAUCGCGCCGGCGUUCCUGAGCAUGUACGUCAACCUCGAGCGGCGCAACGGUGUGCGGGGCUUGCAGUAUUCCAGCGGCGUGCGCGUCGUGCCGCAGUGGCUCUCGCACCUGCUCUUCGACUUUGGCGUCAUGGUGCUGCCGGUACUCGCGGCGGCACUCAUCUUCUGCUUCUCGACAGGCACAGGCAGUAGUAGUGUCUUCUGGAUGCCGGGCCUGCUGGUUCCCGUGUUCCUCUUGUACACGGUCGCGGCGAUCCUCAUGGGCUACAUCAUCUCGCUCCGCCUGGGCAGCCAGCUGGCGACGUGGGCGGCCGUGGGCGCCGCCAACGGCAUCGGCCUCGCCGUGUACUUCAUCGCCUUCAUCUUCAUCAUCAGCCUGUCGCCGCCGACCUCGGCGCAGAGCAACGUCAUGGUCGCACACUACGUCAUCUCGAUCGUCUUUCCGCUGGGGUCGCUGAUGCGGGCCAUGCUGGUGUCCCUCAACGUCUUCUUCCAGGCCUGCGACGGGGCCGAGUUUGUGCAGUCCCCAGGGGCGAUGAGGGCCUUUGGCGCACCCAUCUUGUACCUGGUGCUGCAGAGCCUGUUGUACUUUGGCAUCUUGUGGGUGAAUGACAGCCGGGUAGUGCUGGCAGGACUCUUUAGCUCGCUGGCAGCCAAGAAGAGCAACAACAACAACAAAAGGAGCAACGGUCCUGCCGGAGCCCAGACUGACAUAGAGAUGGCUAUUGGCCCCGUGGCCCUCGCCGGACUCGAGGUGAAGCGGCUAACCAAGAACUUUGGCAACCUGCGGGCCGUCAACAACGUCUCGUUCGAGGUCCAGCACGGCGAGGUGUUUGCCCUGCUGGGCCCCAACGGCGCGGGCAAGAGCACCACCAUCUCGAUGAUCCGGGGCGACAUGCUGCCCGGCGACGGCGACGUGCUGGUCGAGCAGCAGUCCAUCAAGACGGACCGGGCCGCCGCCCGCGCCCGGCUGGGCGUGUGCCCGCAGGCCGACGCCCUCGACGCGCUCAUGACGGCCGAGCAGCACCUGCGGCACUACGCCCGGCUGCGCGGCAUCGCCGACGUGGACAAGCAGGUCGGCGCCGUGCUGGCUGCCGUCGGGCUUGCCCCGUUCCGGCACGUCGCGGCGUCGCACCUCUCGGGGGGAAACCGGCGCAAGCUGUCCCUGGGCAUCGCCCUGACGGGCAACCCUGCCGUGCUGCUGCUCGACGAGCCCUCGUCGGGCCUCGACGCCGCCGCCAAGCGCAUCAUGUGGAACACCCUCAAGGCCGUGAGCCCGGGGCGAGCCAUCCUCCUUACCACCCACAGCAUGGAGGAGGCCGACACGCUCGCCCACCGCGCGGGCAUCCUCGCCCGCUCGAUGCUCGCCGUGGGGGACGUCGCGCACCUCCAGCGCCGCUUCGGCGACUCCCUGCACGUCCACCUCGUCAGCCGCUCCGCGCCGCACUCGGGUCCGGAGGAGAUGCGGCGGCUGCGGGAUAGGGUGCUGGAGCUGUUGCCCGGGGCCGAGGUCGAGGACAAGACGUAUCACGGGCAGAUGCGCUUCUCGGUGCCCGCGGCGUCGGUGAUGGGCACAACCGCAAGGCGAGUCCCCACCAACAACAACAACAACAACGAUGACCGCGACGGCGGGGAAGCUGAGCAGAGUGCCUCGACGAGCGCCAUCGGGCAGCUCCUCCUCACCCUGGAGGACAACAGCGAACGGCUGGGCAUCCGGCACUACAGCGUCGCCCCGACGACCCUGAACGACGUGUUCCUCGCCAUCGUGGGCGAGCACCAGGUCAAGGAGGAAGGAUAUCGUGCUGGUGACGACGAUGGUGGUGAGAACGGGAAGAAGAACUGGCGAAAGAUUCUAUUGGGCUUUUAG